GAUUGGCGGACGCGGUCCAGAGCCGGCGCUUGCCCAAGAGGAGAGUCAGUCGGUGCCCAGCCAAAGUCGAGGUUGCUGUCGGCGACGUCGAGCACCCCAGCCAGCAGCAGCACCACCACGUGUACGUGUACGCAGUGACGCGCCGCGAGUGUGGACCUGGUGACGACAUGUGCGGCAGAUAGUGGUGCCAUGUAGUGAGCGAGAGCUGUGUGAUGCCGCUGUGCCGUGGCCGCGAGUGAACCAUGCCACACGUCUCGUCCAGUGGCGGCGAUGAUCUCGGCAGCACCGAUGAGGUUAAGGUGUUUAAGGACGAGGGCGACGGGGAGGACGAGAAGAGGUCCUCUGAGAACCUCACCGAGGAGAAGAGCAGUCUCAUCGACCUCACCGAGUCGGAGGAAAAGUCUGGUGGCAGUUACUCUUCCAAUAAAAAUGUCUCCCGAGCGGACCACAGUCCCGUCUUCGGCAAGGUGGAGCCCGUGCCCCACACCUCUUCGUUCAACAUGGGAUAUUUGGUGUCCCCCUACAGCUACGCCAACGGAGCGGCUGGCCCCAUACCCGUGUCAAUGGCUAGUAAGAUGGGCCUGGCGCCAACGGGACACCCGGGAGCCGCCCUACCCUUCUUCUGCCACAACGGAGACCCCCUGUCGCAGCCGCCGCCGGCGCACAUGGGCAUCCCCCCCUACCAGCUGGACAGCAAAACCGCGGGUUCCAUGGGACUCACGAGACCACCGAUGUACCCUUUUCCUGCUGGCCAGUACCCUUACCCCAUUCUCAGUCCUGAAAUGUCACAGGUGGCGGCUUCAUGGCACACGCCAAGCAUGUACCCGCUGUCGCCGGGAGCCGGCUUCAGGAGUCCGUACCCCAGUGCCCUCCCGAUCUCGACGAGCAGCCUGCCUAGUGAUUUCUACCGGUUCUCCCCCACGGGGCUGAUCCCGCCGCACCCGGGCCUGUCGCCGCACCCGCCUCACCUCUCGUCGCAUCCGGCCAUCGUGACGCCUGGACCCAAGCAGGAGUUACCCGACUUGAACCACAAACCUUUAAACUUAACAAUCAAGAAAAUGCCGAUUGCCAUCGUCGCUCCCUUCACCAUCGUCGAGCCCAAACUCAACAAGCACGAAGACCUCCCGCAAGACCUCUCCAUGAAGCUCUCCAAAAACAACGACCAAUGCUUGGACCUCAGCAAAACCAAAGAAACCAACUUGGAGAAAUCCAAUCUGAACCACAACGAACAAUUGAGAAAAUACCUCUGCAAGAACGAGGACGAAACCAAGAACCACUACAGCAAGAACACCUACAACGAGCAAGGCAACAAGCUGGCGGACCUCUACAAGAGCCUGGGCCCCGACUCCGUCUAUUCCUUCAUCAACAACCUAACCGACCGCAAACUCCUCAGCGCCUGGUACAUGAACACCGUGCUCGGCCACCAAAACCCCUACCUAGCCCUCCCUAAAACCGACUCCUCCGACAACCGCAUUCUCAACAACCUCCUCGACAAAAAACCCUACUCCACUUACAAAUUCCCGACGAAUUUUGACGCACUCAUCGUCAACGAGAUGCGUUCGGAAAAGCCCGAGUCCAAAAAGGACAAGAAGGGGUCACAAGUCGACCACAAGAACAACCUGGGUGACUCGAAGAACAACCAGGACGGCAAUAACGGAGAAAAGAAGAAGCCCCACAUUAAGAAACCCCUAAACGCCUUCAUGUUAUACAUGAAGGAGAUGCGAGCGAAAGUCGUCGCAGAAUGCACGCUCAAGGAAAGCGCCGCCAUCAAUCAAAUACUCGGCCGAAGGUGGCACGCGCUGGGCCGCGAGGAGCAGGCCAAGUACUAUGAGCUGGCGCGCCGGGAGAGGCAGCUGCACAUGCAGCUCUACCCCGACUGGUCGUCGCGCGCCAACGCCACUCGCGGCAAGAAGAGGAAGCGCAAGCAAGACCCUGCCGAUGGAGGUAACAGCAUGAAGAAGUGCCGAGCAAGGUACGGAUUGGACCAACAAAACCAAUGGUGUAAACCAUGCAGGCCCCGAGAACAGCUCACAUGGCGGCGGAACUUCCACGGUCCACACCGGCUUGCUGCACGCAGCAGGAGGUGCUGCUACCACGCAGUCGCCCCAGGAACCGACAUACGUCAAUCUAUAGCCCUCUCACGCAAGAAGAAGUGCAUACGAUACAUGGAGGCAGGCGAUGGCAAUGACGGGAACCAAUCCGACGACAACCUAGGCAGCUGCGGCAGCAUGGGCGACGCGCACACGCCGCCUGAGGACGACGCCGAGAGCCUCAACCAGUCCAUCUCCAGCCCGGGCGCCCUCUCGGGCCUCAGCAGCCUGACGAGCCCCGGGGGCAUGGUGCUGCCCAGCCCGUCGACGAGCGUCGCCAGCCCCUCGGUGAGCGUGGCCAGCCCCUACAUGCUGCAGAGCCCGCUGACGCCGCACGAGGCCUUCGACGUGAAGCUGCCGCCGCCCCCGCACCCCCACCACCAGCCGCCCCGCAACCCCGUCGGGACGAACCCCCACGACAUAAACAAUCCGCUCAGUGUGAACCAAUUGACCGGACAGUGCGUGAGAAAUGACUCCUCGGACACGAAUGGAAAAGAGACACGCUCCAUUAUCAGCGUCACGUAGCCCCCCUGAACGGUGGUGGGCCAGACUGUGUUCAGUGCAGUGCGAUGAUCUCAAUUGCUCCCCGUUUGUUUCUGGUUUUGACUCUAGUACUGCACUCGUGGAAUUUUAUACUAUGUAACAUAAAUGUCAUUUGCCAAAAUCACCUCUAUAUCUUAUAAAUAUCCAUUUAUAUUUUCUAGUUAUUUAUAGUGGUAUUUGGAUGUUGGAGGCCCGAGCUGGCUGUACUUAACACCCAAUUCUAAUCAGAUUAGAAGGCGCGCUUUUAUUUUUCGACGUGAAGGCUCUUCAGAAAUUCUAAUCCCCCUCAUCGUGUAGCUUCUAAUUAAAUUAGAAGGUUAAUUUGUAUUUACUAUUACGAGAAUAGUACUUUUGACUUCAGCUUCUAAUUAAAUUAGAAGGCAUUGCGUUUUGAAAUUGCUUCAAAAAUUACCCCCAGGCUGUCUCAUAAUUGGCGAAUCCAAGUGCAUUACCGAGAAUUACUUCAGUAGUCCAAAUAUAGAAAAAAAUAAAGAUUUGGGGGUUCCCCACAAAGAUAUAUUGUGUUUUCUUCAAAUGCUGGGUAAAAAUUUCGUGGAUUUUGAUUAUUUGUGGUGUAGAUAAGUAUGGAAAAUAAUAAUGUAAAACUUUUUCCAAAAAUUGCCCAAUUUUGGAGUAAAAAAAUAAUAAAUUUUUGUAAUUUUUUUACUUCAAAAUGAAGCUUAUUGUUGGUGAAAUUGUUUUACGUUAUUAUUUUUAGGCUACAUUUGAAGUAAACGCAAUUCAAAAACUGACCGCAUCUUUCUGAGGAAGCUCCGACUCUGUAUUUUUUUUUCUAUAUUUGGAGUACUGAAGCUAUUAUCUUUCAUGCACUUUAGCCGGAGUUCGCCAAUUUUGAGACACUGUGUAUCUAUGUUUGGAUAGAUAACGGUUUUAAAUUUUGACACUGGUCGAAAACGGCUACAUUUACGAAUAGGAUUUCCGGUACUUAGUUCAAGUUAGCGUUGGUUGGUUUACGUGACCCUUCAACAUCCAAGUAGUAAUUUAGAUAGUUUAAAUUUAUGUUCCUUGUGCCACAACUUUCGAUACUACUUUGUUUUUAUUUUAAUGAUUCCGGAGACAAUUGUUACAAAUGGAAACAAGAGUAGUUGCAAUGAACCAUAACCGUUUCGUUUGAAAUUACCAGAAUAAAUGAAAUUAUUGAGUUGUAUAUUGAAACAGAAUGUAAUUACUUUGUACAUAAAAUGUUAUAUAAAGUUUAUCUUGUAAAAUUAUUUGAACGUUCUAUAUUUUAUUUGUUAAAAUUGUGGCGAGCCAUAUUAUUUUCUAACUAUGAUUUUGCAAUUUGAACGGCCAUAUUAUAAAGACACGAUUCCUCAGUCAUGUAAAUAGUUGACACAAAACAGCGUAUUUCUCGAGAGACGCGUGCUAUUCAGAUUCAAAGCAGGGAAAUUAUUAGGCGUUCGUGUUCAAUACUUUAAUUUACUAUAAUAAAAAAGAGACAUGUGAUAUUUUAUACUAUUUAAUAUAAAUAUAUUAUGUUUGGCUUCCCUCAGGAUUUUGCAUUUACUGACUUUCAUUUGGCAAUGUUGCGCAGCCAACAUUGGACGAAACAAUCGUCUUGAUUCAAACGCCGAGGAGAGAUUAAUUUAUGUGCCAUAUUCGUUUGAACCACGACCGUUGUUCCAAGCUCGUGACUGUUUAGGUUAAACGGAUACCUUUAAGUUUUGGAUAAGUGCAAUGUAAAUGUCUAAUAGUUAACUUGAAACUGAUAAGAGAGAAACGUCUUUUGUGUGCUGACUGUCCGACUUGUGCCCUUGUUAACGUUUGUUUUUUUUUCAUAGUUUGAGUUGGCAUGGGUCAGACAAUCUGCCGUGCAUUCAAGCCGGGUCAUUGUGAAUGGCCUGGUCGGUGUACCAACAUAGAGUAAAUGAAUAUACAUAUAUAAAUAAAUUAGAGUAUGUAGGUGUUAAUCGUCUUUGUAAGUAGCAUCUGUUCGUAACACCGUCUAGGCUAAUAAUCAUUCAAUACAAAACCUCAAUAUGAA
Tribolium castaneum (red flour beetle) is the source of this 4638-nucleotide messenger RNA. RefSeq names its product pangolin (gene pan). Gene Ontology annotation, molecular function: RNA polymerase II cis-regulatory region sequence-specific DNA binding; DNA-binding transcription factor activity, RNA polymerase II-specific. The record is from RefSeq and is marked provisional. Gene Ontology annotation, cellular component: beta-catenin-TCF complex; chromatin. Gene Ontology annotation, biological process: regulation of transcription by RNA polymerase II; canonical Wnt signaling pathway. NCBI's taxonomy places the organism in Eukaryota, Metazoa, Arthropoda, Insecta, Coleoptera, Tenebrionidae.